Messenger RNA from Musa acuminata subsp. malaccensis (wild Malaysian banana), 639 nucleotides. The record is from RefSeq and is a predicted model, not a curated record. NCBI's taxonomy places the organism in Eukaryota, Viridiplantae, Streptophyta, Magnoliopsida, Zingiberales, Musaceae.
UCCAUCUUUGUGUUUCCCUAUCAUCCGUUGCCUAUGAUAUAAAAGAUGGCCGUGAGACUUAGUGCUAUGAGUUUGAUGCUGGGAACUCUCCUACUUGCUCUGGCUUCCAUCUCGACUACGUCUUUAGCAGCUAGAGUUAUCGUUGGUGACUCGGCACAUUGGACCUUCGGGUAUAACUACACAGAAUGGGCGAACAAAAGUUCCCCUUUCUAUCAAAAUGAUACCUUGGUGUUCAUGUACGAUCCUCCGAACAGCACCACGUUUCCACACAGCGUGUACCUGAUGAAGAACCUGCGCAGCUUUAUUGCGUGCGACCUGAGGAAGGCGAAGCUCGUGGCCAACGUCUUGCAAGGAGGCGGCGACGGCUUCGAGUUCGUCCUAAAGAAGAGGAAGCCACACUACUUCGCGUGCGGGGAGCGCAAUGGCAUUCAUUGCAGCGUUGGGCUGAUGAAGUUUGCUGUGUUACCUCUGAGGCGUUGCCAUGGCUGAAGGAUGGAUGAUUGAGGAAGAAGAUAGUAUAUACACAGCAAUACAUCUCCUCUUUCCAAAUGAUUUUGCUGAAUAACUGAGAGGAGUGCAACACCUUUUAUGAAACCUUCUUUCGUCUUCAUUUAUAUGAAAAGGUUUAUUUUCACCGAC